GCCUGCGCUUUCAUUCCCCCAGAAUAAGCAAUUCGAUAAUCGAAGCUAGCGAGAUGGACUGUCGGAGUUGUUCCCACAAGUUGACAAGUAUCCGUACACUACGCAUGCGAUGCCGCCCCCGGCCUGGCCGCCAUCAGAUACAAGCGUACAAAGUAACGACACUUCUUCAGUUGUUCUAGGUGUCCAUUCUGAAAUUGCCUUCUGUAUUUUUCGCCCAGACACUGGCUGUUCCUGUCUAAUAAGUAAAUAUGAGCUUGACCGUAUGUGAGGGAAUGGCUUGGAUACAGACCUGCAAGUUUGUUCUGCUCGUAUCGGCUUUCAUCAUGGCGCAACCUUCUGAUAGGGCUCUGGAGCCCGAGUAUGGACAUGUCGAUGCCCCUCGGCUGGUGACGAGAAUAAUCGCAACGUUACACAUAGGCAUCGGUGGCUUAUAUACCUCAGAAACCCCGAUAGCUGUGACGAGACUGGUUACACAGAGUUUGUCUUCUGGAAACCAGGAAGAAGCAACAAUGACAAAGCAGACAAAGAACUACCGCUUCUUGUCAUACCCAUCGCCCCUGAGCCACUAUCAACGGUGGGAGACAAGACAUCAACGAUGUGGAAGCAAGGGGUGUGUGCCAUGAGGUCCGGCGUCAAGUUGCAUACCUACCUUUGAGCGUGUGAAGGGAGUUUUCCAGGACGCAAACAGAAACAUCAAUAGAUAUAACCCGUACGCCU
This is a messenger RNA of Colletotrichum acutatum, 717 nucleotides long. RefSeq lists its product as uncharacterized. The transcript has a single exon. Bases 249 to 623 code for a protein of 124 amino acids. The record is from RefSeq and is a predicted model, not a curated record. Lineage: Eukaryota; Fungi; Ascomycota; Sordariomycetes; Glomerellales; Glomerellaceae.